AGUUCAACGUGUCUGCACAGCGCAGUGUGUAUACGGCGCGGCCAUGUUUACGGAGACCAAGUUACCGCAUUGAAUACCGGGCGGCUUCCACAAAAUGGCGGAACUGUCAGGGUGACAGUGUAUUGAAGUGUGUGGAGGAUGGGACGGGCUGGAAGGUAGCCAUGCAGAGUGCACAGUUGUGGUCCCAGCUCAGUGGUCUCACUCGUACGUUCCGGCUGUGCAGAGCUGUUACUUCCCAGACUAUACCCUCCGGAGGCUUGUCGCCUGCCCCCCAUGUGUCACAUCUCCGCCUUCUCUCUACUGGAUCCCCUUUGUGUGCCAAACUACGAAACUUAGUCAAAGGCAAGAAAGAUGUGACGGAAAAGAAGCUGACUCGUUAUUUUGUCGAUCAUCGUAAAGUCCGCGUGGUGGGAGGAGCCGGUGGAGACGGGGCGUCCUGCUUCCAUAGUGAGCCGAGAAAGGAGUUCGGAGGACCAGAUGGGGGAGAUGGUGGAAAUGGAGGGCAUGUGAUAUUUAAGGUGGAUCCCUGUGUGAAGUCCCUCUCCUCUGUUGCUCCAGUGUGCCAAGGAUUUCAAGGCGAAUCUGGCCGGAGUAAGAAUUGUUAUGGAAAAGGGGGAGAGAACCUAUACAUUAGGGUCCCUGUUGGUACGCUGGUGAAGGAGAAUGGGGUGACCCUUGCUGACCUGUCCACACCGGGGGAGGAGUUUGUUGCAGCUUAUGGAGGUGUUGGAGGAAAAGGGAACCGUUUCUUUCUCAGCAAUGAGAACCGGGCUCCAGUAAUGGCCACACCAGGGGCGCCUGGAGAAGAGCACUGCCUGCACCUGGAGCUGAAAACUAUGGCUCACGCUGGCAUGGUAGGAUUUCCUAAUGCUGGCAAGUCAUCUUUGUUGCGCCUUCUGACCAAUGCCCGUCCCGCUGUGGCUGCCUAUCCCUUCACCACCCUCAAUCCCCACGUUGGGGUGAUCAAUUACCAAGAUUAUGAACAGAUAGCAGUGGCAGAUGUUCCAGGCAUCAUAGAAGGAGCCCAUCAGAACCGGGGUUUGGGCCUGUCAUUUCUCAGGCACAUUGAGAGGUGUCGGAUUCUGCUCUACGUGCUGGACCUCACACACCCAGAGCCAUGGACUCAGCUGAGCUCCUUACAAUAUGAACUGGGUCAGUUUGACGAGAGUCUCCCACUCCGUCCCCAUCUUAUUGUCGCCAACAAACUGGACCUUCCUAAUGCCAGAAGGACCCUGGUAUGUCUGCGGGAAAAGGUGAAAGGAAGGAUUGUUGCAGUGUCUGCACUGACUGGGGAGAAUGCUGAAGAGCUUAUACUUCAUCUUAGGGAGCUAUAUGAUGGACACAGACCAGAAGGAAAGAAAGCUGAACCUUACACAGGCUGGUGAAGAAAUUGCCUUACAAAACUGUUAAAGGGAUACUCCGGCCCUAAGACAUCUUAUCCCCUAUCCAAAGGAUAGGGGAUAAGAUGUUAGAUCGCGGGGGUCCUGCCGCUGGGGACCCCGCAAUCUGUCAUUUCCGCACCCACCUUUGUUAGCUCUCCGCAGCGCUGGAGGCUCCAAGUGUGAAACGUUAUGAUCAUGGGGCCGGAGUAUCGGGACGUCACGGCCUGCCCCCUCAAUGCAAGUCUAAGGGAGGGGGUGUGACGGCUCACAAAGGUGGGUGUGGAAUGACAGAUUGUGGGGUUCCCAGGGGUGGGACCCCCGCGAUCAGACAUCUUAUACCCUAUUCUUUGGAUAGGGGAUAAGAUGUCUUAGGGCUGGAAUACCCCUUUAAGACUGUGGCUGAGGUGGAUUAUGGCUACAGAGGGCUGUUGAUUGCAUACCUGUCUGCAGGAGGAAUUGGUUUGAUCUGUUCUGUUCAUUCCUGUAAUACAGGAGGAUUUAUGCUGUA
This is a messenger RNA of Hyla sarda, 1890 nucleotides long. RefSeq names its product mitochondrial ribosome associated GTPase 2 (gene MTG2). Gene Ontology annotation, molecular function: GTP binding; GTPase activity; magnesium ion binding. NCBI's taxonomy places the organism in Eukaryota, Metazoa, Chordata, Amphibia, Anura, Hylidae. The transcript has 7 exons. Bases 162 to 1385 code for a protein of 407 amino acids. Gene Ontology annotation, cellular component: mitochondrion. The record is from RefSeq and is a predicted model, not a curated record.